Messenger RNA from Sorghum bicolor (sorghum), 1315 nucleotides. RefSeq names its product NAC domain-containing protein 2. Gene Ontology annotation, biological process: regulation of DNA-templated transcription. Bases 44 to 1072 code for a protein of 342 amino acids. Gene Ontology annotation, molecular function: DNA binding. The transcript has 2 exons. NCBI's taxonomy places the organism in Eukaryota, Viridiplantae, Streptophyta, Magnoliopsida, Poales, Poaceae. The record is from RefSeq and is a predicted model, not a curated record.
CUAUUUAUAGUCAGCAGGCAGCAAUCCGUCGAUCGUCGUCGGCAUGCGAACGAACGGCGACAGGGGGUGGCCGGCGAUGAUGAUGGAAAGCCAUGGUGGUAGUGGCGGCGGCGGCGGCGGCGGCGGCGGCGGCAGUGAUCCGUUGCUGGCGCCGGGGUUCCGGUUCUACCCGACGGAGGAGGAGCUGCUGACGUUCUACCUCCGGCACCGGCUCGCCGGCACCAGGCCCGUCGUGGAGCACCUGAUCCCCGUCGUCGACAUCUACAGCUACCACCCGUCAGAGCUCCGGGCGAUGGCCGGCGCGGCGAGCGUCUCCGACCCGGAGCAGUGGUUCUUCUUCUGCCCGCGCGCAGAGCGGGAGCUCCACGGCGGCCGGCCCGCGCGCACCACGCCGUCGGGAUACUGGAAGGCCACGGGGUCGCCGUCCUACGUCUACUCCUCCUCCUCCUCGCCCACCGCCAACAACCGCGUCAUCGGCGAGAAGCGCACCAUGGUCUUCUACCAGGGCCGCGCGCCCACCGGCAACAAGACCCCCUGGAAGAUGAACGAGUACAAGGCCGUCGCCGACGCCGACGCCGACGACCAUGCACCUGCCGGAGCGCCCAUCAUGCUGCGUAACGAGUUCAGCGUCUGCCGGGUGUACAUCAGCACCGGCACGCUGAGGUCCUUCGACCGCCGGCCGCACCCGCCGAGCGGCGGUCUCGCCGCCGUCCACUGCGGCUACCAACGACAGCAACAGCUACAGCCACUGCUACCACCACCAGCAGCGGCGGCGGCGGCGGCGAAGACGACGAGCCUCCACAACCAGCAGCAGACGAUGAUGCUUGCUGCGGUCGUCGUCGACGACGACUCCGCGGCCGACAACAACGGACGGCGGCGGCAUGCGGUGGAGCACUCUCACGACAGCUCGUCGUCGGGGUCGCGAGGCGUUGGCGGCGGCGUGGACGGAGCAGAAGACGCCGCCACGGCCAUCGACUGGGACUGGAACUCGCUCAUCCCUCCCGUGGAUGACGAUGAUCUCGCCUUCACCGGCGUCGAUGACUUGACCCGUGUCAUUUGGCCCCAUAAUUGACGGCAUGCAGUGGCAUCUCCGGCCUGCCGUGUGCUUAUUACAAUGAAUUAGUAUUCCUGAGAAUGUAAGACGAGAUUAGUGCCUGCUAGAUCAGUGGCGUAGUUGACAAGGUAGUAUUGUAGCAGAGCAGCUACGUGAUAAACUGCAAGGAAAUGAGGUAGAAAUUCAUAGUAGUUAGAGUAUCUCCAACAACUUGGUAUUUCAACAUGCUAUCCUACCAAAUUUGCUAAAAACAUAAAAACC